Linepithema humile (Argentine ant) is the source of this 5700-nucleotide messenger RNA. RefSeq names its product netrin receptor UNC5B-like. Gene Ontology annotation, cellular component: membrane. The record is from RefSeq and is a predicted model, not a curated record. Gene Ontology annotation, molecular function: protein binding; netrin receptor activity. Gene Ontology annotation, biological process: netrin-activated signaling pathway; motor neuron axon guidance. Lineage: Eukaryota; Metazoa; Arthropoda; Insecta; Hymenoptera; Formicidae.
UCUCUCUCUCUCUCUCUCUCUCUCUCUCUCUCUCUCUCUUCUGCACCGUCCUGACCGAUACGGAACAAGCGCGUGGGUUCCUUUUUCCCGAGGGCGACAUAAAGCCCGGGACAAAUUGCUACGUGUGUUUACGUUAAAUCGCUUAAGCGCGCUACGCUUGCACGGAGCUCGGAGGGAUCGACUCUCCCGUAAAGGCGAGAGAUAACCAUCUGCGAGUGAGGGCCAUCGGCAUAAGUCAAGCUUCGACGUCGCGCCGAACCGAUAUACAUGUGAGUAUAAUGCAUAAUGGCGCGGCGCGCACCGAUGUAUAGAUCCGGAUUAAGGCCGCUCGAUGCUUGCGACCACCUUAAUGCCUGGCGCGGAGCGCCUUAAACGUUAUCGCGAUACACGCCGAACUCCGACCGGGCACUAAUGCGUAUACUUUGCGUACACGUUAAUCCUUUCCGUAGAGUAUCAUUAAUUACGGCGGGCAAGUGCCGCGGGGAUCUUCUUGUCUAGUUGAGCUUGUCGUGAGACGCUUAGGGCAAACAGAGCGAAACGGAACUCUGUGGACGGAUGCUCGAAUGCGCUUUGCCAUUCGAGACGCGUCGGUUGGGAAACGCGACGGUCGCUCGAAAAUUAUUCGCAAAUUUGACAUCUCCAUUUUGCUCCCUGAUAAAUGCAUAAAAUUGUGCGAGCUUAAUUUACAUACGACAGAAAAUAUUGCUCUCCAUUGUACAAAUAUUUUAUUCACCGUAUACAUCGCCUGUAAAACAUUGUCUAUAAAAAUUCAUACACGGAUCGCACACCGCACUUUUAUCAAAGAUUUCUCCCGUGGAAUGGCGCGACGCGAUAUGGGUACGCUCCACAUUCUCUGAUCUAUUUACGCCAAGUAGCAACAAGGUAUCGGUUUCCUGGAUGUGUAACCAAGCGAUUCGGCGGAAGCUUGUUUACCGUUUGCAACCCACCCUCGCACGGAGUCGUGAAGUUGGAGCUGCGACGACGCGUCUAAACUCGUUCUCGCGGUUCGGAUCCGAUUUCACGUUCGAGUGAUCGACCGUAGGAAAUCCCAUAUGUUUUCGCAAAGAUCCUCUUCUAGAGUCCCUCCUCGAUUGUGCGGACGUUCGAGCGAUAUUCAUUGGAUCCUUACCAAAGUACCACGAUGGUAGACGAGGUGCGAUAACAAUGACCUCGAGGCUAACGGCGCUGGCUUUACGAUGCGCCAUGAAUGAAGGGGGUGGAUGAAUAUUGAAUCGUCAAGGAACGGACGUAUCGACGCUUUGAGCACAACAAUGCGCUCAACGGCAAGCCGGCAAGUGCCUGGCUUUAUUCGAGAAAAUGUCCUUGCUAUACAAAUAGAAGCUUCCUUAAAAAAAACAAGUGACUCUCAAUCAAGCUUUUAUUCCCAGCUUCGAUGUCACCGAUGUUCCGGUACGACAAAGGGCUCAAGUGCUUCAAGAAUGAAUGCCUCUCUACAGUCAUUAAUCUUGCGCGAAACACAAAUUUAUAAAUACACUUUUUGUGAAAUAAAUUAAAAAAAAAAAAAAAACAGAUUACUCAAUUUGCCAGCGUAAGAUGAAGGACGAAAUGACUACCGUUCAUAGAAGCGGAUAUGAGUCAGAGGGAUGCGUAUUGAGACUGAUCUGUCGAUCAGCGCGGAAGGAGAACAUUCGCGGAAGAAAGCGCAGCCUCCGGCGUUACGGGCACCACCACCACCACCACCACCACCACUACCGUUUCCAACGUCACCACUACCGCCGUCGUCGCUGCCGCCGCUGCCGCCGCCGCAGAUACCGCCACCACCAGCAGCAGCAGCCAGCAGCAGCACCCCGACGACAAGGGGAUGAAGAAGAGCGUCGGUAUCGAAGUGAGACGUAUAUAUAUGUAUAUAUAGAGGUGCGCGCACGUCGGCAAGUUCAGUCGUCCACCGCGUGCCGACCCGCGAGCAUCGCGCAGCCACCCCUCCUUUAGCAGAAUUCCUCAUUUCCCUCGUUUCGUUCGCCACCACCGUGUGCGAGGGGCUCGAAGGCCGGUCACGUGUCCCCCCCUUUCGCACGCUCGAACGCGAGUGCAACCAUGCAAGUGCGAGCACCCUCGUUCAGAUUCGUCAUGUAGUCCACGAGGAGAGCUGCGAGUAAUUACCGAUGGCGGUUUUUGGAAAGAGACAGAUUCUCUUUUGCAAAUUAAAAACUUUGAAGGCGAGGUGAAUAUGACGCUUGAUCGUUGGAUCUGUCACAUGGAUUUUGUGUACGACGAAUAGUCAAUCGAGAUUUCUUCUGUUCGAUCAACGGCGAGUUUUAUUUGUCUCGCUGCGCGAUUCGCCAGCAAUCAUAUACGGCAUAUUGUUGCGGAUAUUUAUUGAAUUUAUAUAAAAUUACGAAAAAAAUUUGAUAAUUACCGAUUGUAAAAUCACACAAGAGCGUGCGAUGAUAAGCGCGACGUUAACAAGUAUCAGCAUGGAGAAUGAAGUUUAUUGUGCGUAAUUUCUCUAAUUGUAAAUGGCAUCGAGUAAAACGCCGGUUUGAGAUGUGAGGCAACGAUGGAGCUGAGGAUCAGCAUUCUUCUUUUAAUGCUUCUCCGCCUUGGGAGUACGCUUGAAGGUACGAAAGAAGAGGACGACACCGAAGAGGAUGACGAGGAGAGUUAUCCCGUCGAGGAUGACUACGAUUACGGUGACUACGAGACCGCGACUAUAACAAGCGAUACCGAUCUUAUCGUCGGGGGUUCCCUGCCGAUUUUUUUGGCGGAGCCCGUUGACACGUUCGUCGUCAAGGGCAAACCGGCGACGUUGCACUGCCGCGCUGCACAUGCUCUUCAGGUGUAUUUUCGCUGUAACGGCGAGCGAGCCGAGCGUUCACAGCAGCAGGACUUUGUCGACCCUCGUACCGGAACGAGGGUCGUCGAGGUCGAGUUGAACGUGACGAGGAACGAGGUCGAGGAGUACUUCGGGAGGGAGAGAUUCAAGUGCGAGUGCGUGGCAUGGUCGGGACCAGGUCAAAUUCGAGGGCAGCCCGCUACGGUUGAGGUCGCCUAUCUGAAGAAGCACUUCCUGUCACCGCCAUACUCGCUGUCGGUGGAAGUCGGCCGCAGCGCGGAAUUGCGAUGCUCGCCGCCUUUGGGUAUACCACCACCGAAGGUUUAUUGGUUGAGGAACGGCUCGCCUCUCGAGACGCCCGCCGCCGGCACCGCUUCCGCUUCUUCCGACGCGAACCCGAACGAGGUGUCCUCCGCGGACGGCUUCGUGCAAUCCGCCGACGGGCAUCUGCUCCUCGGCGAGGCCGAAUUGAGGCAUCAAGGGAACUAUUCCUGUGUUGCUGAGAACCUCGCCGCAAGGAGGGUCAGCGAACCAGCAGUGCUCACGGUUUACGUGAACGGCGGGUGGUCGUCCUGGUCCGGAUGGUCCGAGUGCAGCGUGCGCUGUGGCAGAGGCGUACAAAAGAGGACAAGAACAUGUACAAAUCCCGUUCCAAUCAACGGCGGUCAAACGUGCCCAGGACCAGCCACACAAAGAGUAGAAUGCAAUCCUUCCUGCCCCGCGGUCGACGGCAGAUGGUCGGCCUGGUCCUCGUGGUCCGUAUGCGGUCCUGAUUGUUCGAGAGUAAGGAGGAGAUCCUGCAACGACCCCCCGCCGAGCAACGGCGGUCGUCCCUGUCAAGGCAAGGACAUCAUCGUCGAGUCCUGUUCGACGGAUCGUUGUAAUGCACUUGGACAAGAUGGGCCAAGAGUACUUAAAGAAGCGACUAGAGCAGUCGAUCACAGAAAUAUCCUCGCAUUGUGGAUCACUUUAAGCUUAGCCGCGAUAAUUUUGGCCGUAACGACAAUUUUCUUCGUUCGCUUGAUGCGCCGGAAAGAAAGAAUGGAGGCGUUGUACGGCGUUGCGAGAUUGGAUUUCCGUCGUCCGGGUGAUCUCGCAAAAUCGGUCGUUUCUAAAAACGAGCGCUCCGUCUUGCCUAGCGAUAGGCGUCUCGAACAUGUGAUUGAUGAGUCGAAUGCCGCCAGGUUGCCCAGAUCCUGCUCUGAGCAUCAUUACGACGUUCCACAAUUGUCAUUACCGUCGACAACGAGACCAUCGCCAAGCUCCUCCGUAACCAGGUCUUCUUGCAAGAACUCGCAACGAGGACGCGGCAUAUCGGAUAAUGAGGAGGGACGGUCUUCCCGCUCGACAUACCGAGCGAAUCCGGAAAGCACCAACGAGGACGACGACGAACAGGACGAUGACGAGAGACCGGACGAGAACGAACGAUCCGCGACGGAUGACGGUAGCGGCUUUAUCGUACGUGCCGUAAUCGACGAGCAAGGCGCUCUUCUUGUCGUACCUGAGGUGGGCGUCUCGAUGUCCGUGCCGGAAGGUGCGAUUCCUCGCGGUCGUCGGCACAGUCUGCAUCUUGCCGUUCUCGGAGAAAAUUCUUUUAGACCGAAUCUUCCGCCUGGACUCACCUUGUUGUCCGCCGUGGUAGUUUGCGGUCCGGCAGGCAUCGAUCUCGUGAAGCCUGUGAUUCUUCAGUUCGAGCACUGCGCCGAAUUGAGGACCGGCAACUGGGAGCUGAGCUUGUGGUCCGCGGACAUCGAUUUGGAAACUCGUUCGAAUAACUCUACGAGCUCGUCGGUGAAUUCAGCUGGUUCACCGGCCGUGACAGCGUGGCGCAAGGUGUUGAUGCUCGGCGGCGAUCCGACGAAUUUGCCCGGUCAACCGUUCGCGCAGCUCGAUCACGCCGGCGUAUUUCUCGUCACAGAAACUCCCAGCGUUUACGCGGUGGCUGGUGAAAAUUCCGUGGUCGCGCCCGGUUUGGCCGUAAAACGCCUCUGUAUGGCGGUUUUCGUCUCUCGCGAACGUGACCACAUCAGGUGUCAUGUAUUGGAGGAUACCAAGGCGUCGUUCAAACUCGUUAGCGAACAAGAACGUCGCUUGGGUGGCACUCAUAUCGAUCACGGUACGUUUGGAUUUCGCGCCAGCGGCACUUCGCUUCGCGUAGAUCUUGAAGACAGAGAAAGCGGUUUUGCCGAGCGACAAGAAGUACCUUACCGGCGCAUUUGGGCAUCCUCGAGGAUCAGCAUCCGGCGCUCGUUUAGAAUAGAAAAAAUUAUUGGCGAUUUUAAACUCGGCUUUGAGCUUCGUGCUUGUCAACGUGGUUUCGAGGAUCAAGGUUUACUUCUCAGAAUCGAUCUUGAUCUUGUAAAAAGGAACAACAUGAGUGGAAAGAGAAAUGGUAAUAAGACGGAAUCCUCUGUUGUUCUACGGGGAAAAAAUCUGACGAGGUCUACAGAAUCUGUCAUACCAAGACCCUUCAGAUUUUCUAAGACGCUUAGAAAACAACUAUGUCAAUGUUUGGAUCCACCUAGUGCACGCGGCAAUGAUUGGCGAAUGUUGGCUCAAAGACUGCAAGUAGAUCGAUAUGUCGACUAUUUCGCGACGAAGGCGAGUCCAACAGAACAUAUUCUGGAUUUAUGGGAAGCCAGACAUCGUGAAGCUACGGCUCUAGCAGAUUUACUGAACCAUUUAAGACUGAUGGGACGCGUCGACGCGGCCAAUGUACUCGAGAGUCGUUUGGGGCCAUGGAUCUAAAAGAUCAUGAAAAACUUACACUGCCACGCAGCACAUAAAAUGCAUAUUUCUAACACGAGAAACAAAUAAGUUUUGUAAAUAGAGUAGCCAAUAUAUAGUAUUGAGAAAAUGGACGUAUAACUAUAUGUUGUAUAAACAUUGGUCAUAUUUGUACAUAA